Scylla paramamosain (green mud crab) is the source of this 2816-nucleotide messenger RNA. RefSeq lists its product as uncharacterized. The coding region runs from base 643 to 1893 and encodes 416 amino acids. The record is from RefSeq and is a predicted model, not a curated record. The transcript has 8 exons. Gene Ontology annotation, biological process: ubiquitin-dependent protein catabolic process. Lineage: Eukaryota; Metazoa; Arthropoda; Malacostraca; Decapoda; Portunidae. Gene Ontology annotation, molecular function: ubiquitin protein ligase activity.
CUGAAUUUUUUACUCAUUUAUUAUAUGAUCUGGUGUGAUGGAACAGUGAAAAAUGCAUCAUGUCUCUACUUCUACUUUGGUCGUAACUUCUACGUAGGUUUAGUAACACCAGCUGGGAGUUGGCACCUGUGUUUGUUAGCCAGCCAGUGCCAAGUGGUGGUGGUGAUGGUGUUGGAGGGGCAGACAGUAUUAUGUGGUGGUGGCACGGUGGUGGUGUGGUGAAGCAGCCAAUAGUGUGGCGGUUGUGGUGGUUGUGAAGGGAGUAUGGUGGAUGUGUGGUAAUGGUGAGUGUGGUGGUGUAAGCAGUAAAGUGAUGGUUAUGGUGGUGUGGCGUGGUGGAUCAGACAGUGUAGUGUGGUCGUGGUUGUGGUGCGAUAGUUAAGCAGUAAUUGUUGCAUGGUUGGGUGUGGCGGAACACGCAGUUAAACAGUGGUAGUGGUGGUGAUGAUAGUGUGUUGACCUGCGCCUGGCCUGCCUAUGUGAACCAAAUCCUGGAGUGAUGUAGAGCAAACUGUGCAGUGAAAAUCUUAGGGAGGCUGCUGAUGAAGGAACGAAGUGAGCGAGGAAGAAGCUAACAGUGUAUUAAGGUUCCUUGGUCGGAGGCUGAGGCGGGAGGAGAGUCUGGUGGGGAGUCAACCGGGAAUGCCUCUCCCGUCCCCCUACCGUAACCCUGGUCGCUGGCGGGCCGUCGUGUUCCGUCAGGAGGUGCGCCACGGCACUGCUGGCUGCCUCCUGUCCCUGGUCCUCCUGGCGCCGCUGCUGGUGCGUGAGUGGGGACUCGCGCCCGUGGUGCUGGCGGUCGUCUUCUACAGCAGCGUGGUCGUCCCUGCUCUCACUGGCUACUUCUCCUUCCCUAAGCUGCUGCUCCGCCUCGCUCGGUCACUGGCUGGUGUGUUCCUCCGCCCGUCACUCUCCGCUCCCUACCAUGCCUUCGCGCACCUCAGCACAUGGGCGGCAUCGUUGCGGGCGUGGGCGGCGUGGACGGCGAGAGGCGUGGUGGUGGGUGUUAAGUUCGUGAUAAUCUGCGUGGUGCGGGCGUGCUUGGUGCUGCCGCUGUCCGUGUGCGUGGGCGUGGGCGUGCUGUGCCAUCAGACGUACUUGGCGCUGCACGGUGUGAGGAUUACGUGCAACCAGAUUGUAUUCUUCCUAAUGCUGCAGGAGGUGGUGACGCCCUGGGCUCACCUCACCGCCCUCUACUUCGUGCUCUUCUACACAGUGCUGCUCUACAUCUACAGGGCGCUCUUCGGACGGCAGUGGACGAGGGGUGUGCAGGUGGGGGGUCAGUCCCGGGACCUGGCGCGCCUGGCGGUGUGGUACAUCGCCACCAGGCUGGGCAGGGGCGUGGCCAUGUCCUUUGUGCUGGUCAUGUUCACUGUGCAGUUCACCCACGUGGAGCCUGACCUUGCCUUCAUCUCCGUCACCUUCCCCUACUACAUGCUCACCGCCCACCGAUGGUCAGGCCAGGAGCGCAUCGUGUCAUGGAUCCGCGCCCUUCGUCUGCCGCUGCUGGAGGAGGAGGAGGAUUUCUGGGUGCCGCUGGGGGCCUUGGCGCUCCCUGUGGCUGCGUCCCUGGGCGUGGGGGUGAUGGCAGCGCCCUCCCGUCCCUGGCUGGCGGUGGUGGGGUGUUACACUAACCUGCUGGUGCCCUGCCUGCUCAUAGCAAGGCGAGUGGCAGGCCGCGACUCGCCUCCUGCUAUGGUGCUGACUGCCUGCAGGAGAGCCACGCCAGAGGAGGUGGCAGAACGGCCCACCUGCCCCGUGUGCCUUGAUGAGAUGCGGCAGGCUCGAGUCACGCCCUGCCACCACCUGUACCACGCCGCCUGCCUCGCCUCCUGCCUCGCCCACUCAGUGCUCUGCCCUCUCUGUAAGCAGCCUAUCAUCACUGAGCCAUAAUCUCUCUCUCUCUCUCUCUCUCUCUCUCUCUCUUCUGUUAUUGGUUGUAAGGUUGAUUUUUUUUUAUAUACAUGAUAAAUUUUACCCUUUCAUCGCCUUUCACUGGCUGACUCUGUUGUUUGUUUGUUUCUUUUUUCUUCUUUUUUUCCAUUUUUUUUUUCAUUUCACUUGUUUGUUUUUCUUCCCUUAACUUGCAUUUUUUUUUUCUUCUAGUGCCUCAAAAUUUCUGCUUUUUCUUCCCACGACUCAGUUUCCGUUUCUCUUUUCAUGACUCAAACUUUCUCUUUCUUCUCUUCCCAAGAUAUGAGGUUUGUUUUUCCUCCUUCUUACGACUCUUAUUAUUUUUUUUCUUUUUAUCUUUUUCCCCCCGACUUAAACUUUGUUUUUCCUCCUCGCCACUUCAAAUUCUUUUAUUUUCUUUUUCCUAUUAUUUGAAAUUCGUUUUUUUUUUUUUUUUCACCUUCCUGCUUGAUGAAGUUUCUAUUUUUCCUCUUUUCCACGACUUAGUUUCUGUUUUCUUUCUUCCUACGAUUUGAAUUUAAAGACUACAGAGGAAUGAGGGUAUCAAGUAGGUCACAUGGUGGUAUUUGAUUGUGUACAGUAAUGCUGAAAGUUUGUUUUGAUAACCCAAGCUGAUAAGCAGGCUGUGGUGCUGGUAGUGGCGAUAUCAGUGCAACGCAGACUAGUGUGAUGGGAGACUAGUGUGUAGUAGUAGUAGUAGUAAUGGUGGUGGUGGUUGUGAUGGUAGUAGUAGUAGUAGGAGUAGCAGUAGUAGCAGUAGUAGCAGUAGUAGUAGUAGUAAUGUAGUAGUAGUUGUUGUUGUAGUAGUAGUAGUAGUAGUAGUAGUAGUAGUAGUAGGUAAAGCGUAGAAAUUAUUGAUGUAAGUUGUACGUACAUUAUGGCAAUAAACAUUAUUACUAUUA